Messenger RNA from Bursaphelenchus xylophilus (pine wood nematode), 1181 nucleotides. The record is from the annotation of a GenBank genome assembly. NCBI's taxonomy places the organism in Eukaryota, Metazoa, Nematoda, Chromadorea, Rhabditida, Aphelenchoididae.
AUGUUAAAGAAGGCUUCUAAAGUGUUAUCGGCAUCAAAACGGCCUCAAGUCUUUGGAAUGGUCCAUUUCCCAGCCCUUCCCGGGUAAGUGUUACCUAUUUUUGUCUAAAUUAAUGUCGUUUUGCUUUUAGAACUCCGCUAAACAAACUCUCAAUCGCCCAGAUAUCUAAUGUAGUUCGAAAAGAAGUCAGGCAAUAUGCGGAAGCGGGAGUGGACGGGAUCAUCUUCGAGAAUAUGCAUGAUUUACCUUAUGUUAGGUCCAAUUUGAUCGGACCGGAGAUUGUGGCGUCCGCUACAAGAUUAUGUGUUGAUGGAGUGAAUGAAUUGGGAGAAGACAGGUCAAAGUUCCUUUUGGGAGUCCAGAUUUUGGCGCAGGGGAAUAAAGAAGGGCUGGCUGUCGCUCAAAGUGCAGGUAGGCAAGUGUAAUACAAAAAAAUUGACAAAAUUUUUUUUUGGUUGAGCUCCAACCAAAAGAGCUCAAAUCUGUAUUCUAUGUCUUCUUGCGCCGAUAAAAGAAAUACUGAUCCGUCUUUUCAGGCCUAGACUUUAUUCGAGCCGAAUGUUUCAUCUUUUCUCAUGUGGCAGAUGAAGGUUGGAUGGACGGAUGUGCUGGUGAACUAUUGCGCUAUCGGCGUAAUAUUGGAGCUGAAGACAUUGCAAUUUUCACAGAUCUCAAAAAGAAGCAUAGUUCUCAUGCGGUAACCGCGGACAUUACACUUGCCGAUAGCGCGAAAGCUGGAGAAUUCUUUCAAGCCGAUGGUUUUAUUGUUACUGGGCAUGCCACAGGAGAAGCUGCGGUCCCAUCCGACCUUGAGGGUAUGUACUUUUCUUUUGUUUCCAUGUUUUGACCAGCUGGUUUCAAUGAAAGGAAGAUUUGACCAUUUUGAGUCAAUUGUUCCGCUAUCAGUUUUUACUGCGACAGUUCUGAUGAAAAUAAUUUCAGAAGUCCAGAGAGUCUCAAAAUUGCCAGUACUCAUCGGUUCAGGCGUUACAUUGGAGAAUUGGAGGAGUUAUUCGCAUGCCGACGGAUUCAUAAUCGGAUCUCAUUUCAAGGUCAAUGGAGAUUGGAGGAAUGAAGUCUCAGUCCCAACUGUCAAGAAAUUUAUGAAUAGCGUCAAAAACAACGGACAAUCUGCAAGAAACACGAGGAAUUCGGGAUCAUCCGAGUAUUUAGAAUACUAA